Messenger RNA from Nematolebias whitei (Rio pearlfish), 690 nucleotides. RefSeq names its product dCMP deaminase (gene dctd). Lineage: Eukaryota; Metazoa; Chordata; Actinopteri; Cyprinodontiformes; Rivulidae. Bases 40 to 609 code for a protein of 189 amino acids. The record is from RefSeq and is a predicted model, not a curated record. Gene Ontology annotation, cellular component: cytoplasm. The transcript is spliced from 6 exons. Gene Ontology annotation, molecular function: dCMP deaminase activity; zinc ion binding. Gene Ontology annotation, biological process: dUMP biosynthetic process; dTMP biosynthetic process.
UUCACGCGACGGAGCGGAAGGACGGCUGUUUGGUGUGCCAUGGAGGAAGUACAGGAGCUCUGUUUUAUGACCAGUGACACAACCCUUAAAAGAGAAGACUAUCUGGAAUGGCCAGAUUAUUUCAUGGCUGUAGCUUUUUUGUCAGCACAAAGGAGCAAAGACCCUAGCUCCCAGGUUGGUGCAUGUAUCGUGAAUCAGGAGAAUAAAAUAGUUGGAAUUGGGUACAAUGGGAUGCCCAAUGGCUGUAACGAUGACCUGUUGCCCUGGUCGAGGUCUGCUGAUGAUCGACUCAACACCAAGUACCCUUACGUUUGUCACGCAGAACUGAAUGCCAUCAUGAACAAGAACAGUGCUGAUGUGAAAGGAUGCAGCAUGUACGUGGCUUUGUUCCCCUGUAACGAGUGUGCCAAGCUCAUCAUCCAGGCAGGUUUGAAGGAAGUGGUGUAUCUGUCUGACAAGUACCACGAUACUCCUGAGAUGAUUGCUUCAAGGAGGCUGCUCUGCAUGGCAGGAAUACAAUUCAGGCAGUUCAAGCCCAAGAGGACAAAGAUCGUCAUUGAUUUUAAUUCCAUUAACGACCCCGGAAUCAUGGACAACACAACCAAGUAAAAAACAUCACUACUAGAGCCUGCGGCAUUAAGCAGAGGACAGUGGAACAACUUAGAGAUCCAAGCUGCUCAUUUAAUUGUG